GUUUUUAGUGCAUUUUUGGUGAAUUGGUGGCUUGGUUUGGCUUGUUUGUUGAGGUUCCAUAAAAUCAAAAAUGAACGAAAACAAAACGUAUUUGAAGUAUAGAGAUGUUUGUAGGUGUUGCUUGGAUAACCCUGGAUCUAAGAAUAUGUGGGCUGAAUAUUUAAGCGACAAUGAUAGAGAAGUAUAUGGGGAAAUGUUAUGUGAUUGCUUUGGUGUUUCGUGGGAUGCAGACAAUGAAGAACUAAUAUGUGAUUCCUGUAUUUAUCGAUUGAGAGAAGCUGUGAAGCUAAAGAUUGAGUUUUUAGCUGCACAAGAGGUUUUGAGAGAAAAUAUAAUGUUAAAUGUAAAAAAAGGCCAACUGUUGAUUAAAUCUGAAGCCCAGAAUGAUGAAGAAUAUGAAGUUUUAGAAACAUCUGAUAUGUUUGCCAUGGAACAAGGUGAUACUGUCAAUGAUAUGGGAGAUAAUAUUUCUGUGGAUUCAAAUAAUCCAGCAAUGUUUAGGAUAUUUCAAAGUAUAACCAAUAAAACAAAGCGAAAGAAAGAAUACAAAUUGUAUACAAAGGAGGCAAUGGAUAAAGCAAUAGAGGCUGUCAAGGUGCACGGUAAAUCCAUGUCGGAAGCGGCUACAAAGUUUUGUGUGCCCCGGAAAACUUUGGCAUUACGCCUUGCACAACCUCUCGAUGAAUAUGAAGCAAGACACGUGGGCAGUGAAAAAAAGUUAAAACUAGUGAAUGAAAUUCAAAUCCUCCUACAAAAUACCAAUGCUGUUCCAUUCAAGACCAAAAUCACCAGACGCUUUUGCGCCUACUGCUUCACCGAUGGACCAGCGUUUGAUGACAAUAUUGAAUUGAGAUCACACAUGAAAUUUUAUCACAAAACCAAUUAUAUAAAAGGUGUUGAAUUUAUGAUGCGACCUUGGCACAUCAAUGAAGUCUUAAAAUUGGACAUUACAGACCUGCAGUGCACGUCCUGCAACAUAAGCAUCGAGGAUUGGAAUUCCAUGUUUGUACAUUUUGCGCAGACUCACGAACUGGAGUUCGAUGAAGCUUAUAAUAAAAUUAUACCAUUUUCCCUUACGAUCGACAACAAAUGUACAUUGUGCUACGAUACCUUCACGACCUUUGGUAAUCUGGACGUACAUAUGAAUGCACACUACUGCAACUACAUAUGCUAUGAGUGCGGGGACCCCUUUCUGUCGUCUACUCGCCUCGAUGCCCACCUCAGAAUACACAAGACUGGAAAGUUUGUGUGCAAAAUAUGCGAUAAAGUAUUUGCAAUGCAACAACAUGUUAUCCGACAUAUUGAGCUCGACCAUAGUGAUAGUGCUGUAGACGUUAAAUGGUAUUCCAACAGUAAGACCACUGACAAAAGCGAGAAUUGUACCGAGAUGCCCUGUGAAUAUUGUGGCACGUGUUUUGAAUCCAGUGCCUCUUUGGAUAACCAUAUAAAGAAAAUGCAUAUGAAAAAAAAACGGAAGAGAGCUAAGAAGAAUUAUGUCUGUGGUGUGUGCGGGACAGAAUUUGAAAAGUUUGUAAGCUUGAAGUACCAUUGGCGUGAACAUAUGGAAUUGAUUCCUUUCCAAAAAAUUUAACAUGUUAGUUUUAUUGAAGCCUAAUUAGAUACUUUAUUUACAGGUAUAAAUAAAGUUUUUUUUAAUUA
This is a messenger RNA of Aricia agestis (brown argus), 1659 nucleotides long. Its product is annotated as zinc finger protein 26-like. Gene Ontology annotation, biological process: regulation of transcription by RNA polymerase II. NCBI's taxonomy places the organism in Eukaryota, Metazoa, Arthropoda, Insecta, Lepidoptera, Lycaenidae. The coding region runs from base 71 to 1591 and encodes 506 amino acids. Gene Ontology annotation, cellular component: nucleus. The record is from RefSeq and is a predicted model, not a curated record. The transcript is spliced from 5 exons. Gene Ontology annotation, molecular function: RNA polymerase II transcription regulatory region sequence-specific DNA binding; zinc ion binding; DNA-binding transcription factor activity, RNA polymerase II-specific.